Selaginella moellendorffii is the source of this 4192-nucleotide messenger RNA. RefSeq lists its product as uncharacterized. Gene Ontology annotation, biological process: regulation of transcription by RNA polymerase II. The transcript has 16 exons. The coding region runs from base 179 to 4060 and encodes 1293 amino acids. Gene Ontology annotation, molecular function: DNA binding. The record is from RefSeq and is a predicted model, not a curated record. NCBI's taxonomy places the organism in Eukaryota, Viridiplantae, Streptophyta, Lycopodiopsida, Selaginellales, Selaginellaceae.
AUUCGGCGACGCCCGACGCACGGCGUCGCGCGGCGGCACUCGAGGUAUGAUGCCAGAUCUCUCCUCUCCUCCCUCCUAGGAAUCGGCCCUAGGGUUUGCUGCCAGCGGAGGAGCCCUAAUCCCGGGCUUGAGAGAAUCUUCCAUCUCUCUCGACAAAUCGACAUGAAGCCCGAUUAGAAUGAUGGGACGGGGUGCCGAGGGUGGUGUUUCCAGCAGCUUGUCUCAUAGGAGCGAUCAAACUGGGCCAAAGUUAUCGCAGGGUCGGGGCAUGGAUAUUUACUCACAGGCAGUCAAAGCUCUAGCGGUGAAGUCACCUUUUGCUGGUGACGAAGCUGGAAAUGCUGGCGGUGCUGGAGCUGGUUUCAGUGGUCCGCUGGUAAAGCUUCCAAACGCCGGUGAUCCAAAGCGGAAGAAUCGAGCUCGGAAGACGCAGGCCGUGAGUAAGAAGCGAGAGUUUGGUGAUCUCGACGAUGGGAAUCCUCGGAUGUUCUGGGUCCAGAUGGAGGAUUACUUUCGAGAGGUGAUUGCCGAGGAUGUGAAGCUGCUCUUCCCUCGGACGAGCUUCGGGGUUAUAGAUUCGUCGGUAGCACAGGACUCUUGCUUCAACGUCCGGCCUCGCGGACGUAGGUACUUGGAUAUAUGGGCCGAGGAGGAUAGGAAGUUUAAGGUCGAGGGGAGCUCCGAGGAGAAUAAGUCGGCUAGAGGUAUCAAGCGCAAGCUUCUUACUGCCAGCCCCGUGAGCAAGAGAAGAAAGGCAACUCUCGUGACUCCGGACACCAUAACGACGGUCAUCUCGCCGGUUGAUAUCGAGGAGGAGGAUCAGUGCCAUGUUUGCAGCAGCGGGGACAGUGACGCAUGGAAUCAGAUUAUUUUCUGCGAGUCGUGCAACGUCGCCGUCCACCAGGAAUGCUAUGGUGUUCAAAGCAUUCCCGACGGCCAGUGGUUGUGCUCGUGGUGUGCCUAUCGUCAGAGAAGUGGUGGUGCUGUGGAAGCUGAUGACCAAGGCUCUUUCAGCUGCGUUCUUUGCCCUUGCAAACGAGGUGCACUGAAGCCAGUAGCUGUGGAGGCCGACUCUUCUUCCAAGCAGACACGCUUUGCGCAUCUCUUUUGCACGCAGUGGGUGCCCGAGACUUUCCUUCAGGACACGGUGGCCAUGGAGCCAGUGAAAAAUGUGGAAGGGGUUAGGGAGGAAAGGUGGCGGCUGGUUUGCAUUGUGUGCAAGGAAAGGCACGGUGCCUGCAUUCAGUGUAGCCACGGUUUGUGUGCAACGGCAUUUCACCCUCUGUGUGCAAGGGAUGCCAAGCUCUUGAUGGAAGUUUCAAGUCGAGAAGAUACCGACGAGGUCGAUUUACGUGCCUAUUGUCCCAAGCACUCGGCGAUUCGAGUUGCAAAGCCAGUAGAGCCAGUAGCCUUGAAGGAAGGGUCUUCAGAUGACAAAAUUGUAAAUGCUGUUGUCACUGGAAAUACAGGAAAAGCUGGACAGAAUAAUCAAGCAGUUGACGCUGUUUUGAAAGGCAAUGCUAGUGUAGAAGCUACCCAAUCGCCAAGUAACGAAAGAAGUCCAUCCAAUCAGCCAGUUCAAGAGGAGCUGAUUGCCAACGUAAAAAAGGUGACACAAACUAUCGGUAUUUCGAUGGAAACCAUUGCCUCCGAAGUUGACGUUCCCCAGUCCACGCUGCUACUGUGGCUAGAGGGGAAGCUACAUGAAGACGAAAGUAAAAUAAACACCAGUAUUUCUGCGUGGCUGUGCACUUAUUCUUCACUUCUAAAGUGCAGUGUAAGUGGGAGUGACAGCGGACAAUCUGUUUCCAAACUGAAGAAAAAUGGCUACAGCGAUGAAUUAAGUCCGAGUCACGGCAACUCCCCUGAAAAUACAGCAACGUUUUCAACUGGUCCUGUGAAAAUAAACUGCCAGCUACUUCAAGUUGAGGAAGACUUUGGUUCGUUCGGCGACGAAGCGGACGACAGACCAUCUGUGGCUGAAAGUUUGCAAGGAGAGGAGAUCCAAAAGCCAAUGAUGACAGUUAUGCAAAACCAGAGUCGGCUCUUUGACAAUGAGAUGUCAAAUGGGAUUUUUGACAGUGAUAGCCCUGGGUUGGAAGCUUCUAGUCCGCAAGAUCAUGAAGACUCAAUCGACGCUGGGGGAACGGAUCAGCAAUUGUACGUAAUUCCUGGGGUCAUGAAAAGGCUGUUACACAUGGAACCGAACUUAUCAAAUUCCCAGACACUAGACUGCUCAUUUUCUGGUCAGGAGGAACUUGAGUGCAGUACCUCGGACAGAAAUAGUCUGGAUGAGCAGUGGCAGCAGUUGCGUAAAGCCAAGCAUCUCGGUGUACUGGAUUGGUGUCCACAGGACGAGGUGGAAGCAGAAAUAUUCCUUCUGCAAAACCAGCUGAUCGAUCGAGCACAAUCAAAUCGUGUCAUGUCAGAGCGAUUGAUUUCUAGAAUACUGUGCCAGCUAUCCAAGGAGCGGCAAGCUGCGAGAAAACAACUGCAAGAUCUGCUUUUUGUCAGUCAGUUUCUAGCUGAUGUCAAGGAAGCUCGAAAACAAGGCAGGAAAGAGAAAAAAGAUAGAGAAGCUCAGGCCGUAUUGGCUGCUGCUACUGCUGCUGCUGCUGCAUCGCCGAGGACAGGAUAUGUGAAACGGGAUCUCGCGACGCACGAUGACCCGUACUAUCCUACUCAAGACGCGACGGCAGAGUAUAAGCUCAACCAUGGCAACCCGCAUUCUCCCUAUGUGCGUCCGUUCAAGCCGCCUGUACCGAAACCACCGAGGCUCAACGUUUCGUCGUCCUUUAGAGUGCAACCCGCUUUCUACAGGCAUGAAGACCAGUACGCGUGCGACGUGUGCAGUAGCAACGAAUCUCUACGGCUGAAUAGGAUCGUCCACUGCCACCGGUGCAACGUUGCAGUCCAUCAAGAUUGCUAUGGUAUUCACCCUUUCCCUACAGCUCCUUGGUAUUGUCAGCCUUGUACCGAGCUCCAGUACCAGCCAGUGAAGCUAAUGGAAGAUGGCGAUCGGAUAGCACCGGGUGUUCAAUGCGCUCUAUGUCCUAUUGCGUAUGGUGCAUUCAAGAAAUCAUCGGAUGGACGUUGGGUGCAUGUUUUUUGCGCUCUGUGGGUGCCGAAGACAACUUUCGGACGAGAGCAAUCGUGUCCAAUUGGAGGACUGGAGGCCGUCCCGAGUGAGCGGCUUAACUUAACGUGCACCAUCUGCCAGCAACAACAAGGAGCAUGUAUCAAGUGCAACUUCGGUCACUGCUCCGGUGCUUUCCAUCCUAUGUGUGCACGAGACUCUGGGCUUUAUAUCAGCGCGAGAAAUAUCAAUGGCAGAGCUCAUUACCGAGCAUUUUGUGAGCGUCACAGUCCUCAACAGAGAGCAAAGUCAGCUGAUUUCGUCUCUCAGGCGGAGCUGAAGCAGUAUGGUUCUCCGGACGAGAUAAAUGCACUGCGGCAGAUUCGGGUUGAGUUUGAGCGGGUUCGGCUUAUUUGCGAGCGCAUCUGCAAGAGAGAGCGGAUCAAGCGGGAGCUGACACAUUGUAUUAAAGAUUUGUACAUUAAUCAGCUUGUAGCUGUCGUGGGAGGACACUCGGUGGAUCAAGCUGUGAAUCAUCAAAAACCAGGUGAAGGAAACGGGCCACUGUACAGCGAUAGCCUUUUGGACGUGCCUUGGACUGCCGAGUCGAGGCUGACGGAACCUAUCUGGCCGGCCGGAAGAAAUAACAACACCAAAGAGUUGACAUGGUCGACGACGAAAGCAGACGCAAACACCGGAAUCCGGGAUCAAAAGAAGCUCAGAAGAUUCAACCGGCACUCGGAGCCUUUGGGUCGAGAGAAGAUAAUGACCCCCACUGAGGCCUCGAUGCACAACAGGCUUUUGCCGAAAGGAUUCGCUUACGUUCCCGUGGAUGUGCUCGAGAAAGGGGUGAUGAAGCGGCAACAGGAACAAGCUGCAGUGCAACCGCAGCAGCAGGAAAGCGAUCAACAGCAGCAAAAUCAUCAACACCAAGAUCAUGAUCAAGACGAGCAUAAAUUGGAAGGAAGAAAGAGUGAGAGUUGAGAGAGCGGAUGACUAAUUUUCCAAGGCUUAGUUUAUCUGCUCUAGUGAGGAAAGGGACCAAGUUUGUGUACAUUCGUUCUCCCCAAAGAGAAAGGCCAAAAAAAAAAAAAAGAAAGAACUUGUAAGAUGGUC